UUCCUUUCCAAGCCGAGCAGAUCAGCGAGCAGAAAGCGCUCCGUCGUCGACACACCAUACAGUUCGUAGGCGGCCAAGUCAAAAAAAUCAUUUUUCUGUCAAACAGUGCGCGAUUAUUUCUUUCCGAAAUUUUCUCCGAAAAGAGAACAAAUCAACCUUUUGUUAUGUGCAAACAAUUAAACAUUUAAACAAUUAAUAGCGCUUCUAACGACCUUGAAAGUUCUCUCACGCGAAGUGCCACCACAGAUCAGUGAUUAGAAAAGACGACGAAAAAAUGGAAUUCAAAUUUGCGGUAAACGACGUUUUCAAACAACCAAUUGUCAAAAUCGGCAAUAAUUUACUGCCUCCGGGAUUCACCGGAGACCGCAGAGCCUUCUGGGACGUUGUUGGGAAAGUUUCAGAAGUGGUGAAUGCUAUGGGAGAAGCUUCAGCUGCAGCUCAAGGACUCACAAAACCGAUAACGACAGCUGAAAGACUGCGAAAUUCUGAACAUUCGGUCUAUCUGCUCAUCGAUCAGAAUGCCGGAAAUGGCCGUGGUGCAGUAACCGGCAUGUUGAAAACAGGCAUGAAAGGUCUUUACGUGUUUGAUAGAAACGGCCAACAUUAUCAAGUAUCUCCACCGUGCGUGUUGGACUUUUACGUCCACGAAUCUCGCCAACGCACCGGUCUGGGAAAACGAUUAUUCGAACACAUGCUUCAGACGGAAAGUAUCGAACCGGUGAAAAUGGCCAUCGACCGACCAAGUGAAAAAUUUCUUGGUUUUCUCAACAAACACUACUCGUUGAAUAAUCCCGUCAAACAGAUGAAUAAUUAUGUGGUUUUUGAUGGAUUUUUUCCAGGCGCUCAAGACAAAAACGGUACCGUGGAGUCACACAGUAGUCACAGUAACACUCCCGUUGGGAAAAAACAAUCAGCUAACGGCUUACAAACAUCAACUUAUGCAUCACCUUUGGGGCGGUAUGGGGCCCCUAGGCCACCCUGCAGUAUGGGGCAGAUAAUACACAACCAGACUUCAACCAUAGCAAAAACACCAGAACCGACAGGGGUUAGAUCAGCUCCCGAAACUAAUUACCAAAGUGUAACAACAAACAGUCCGAAUAUAUCACAAAGUACCCCCAAUAUGUAUUAUCAAAAGUAUGACGGCUUGGCUCCAAAUGCCGAACAAAUGCAAUACUACCAGCAGCAGCAACAAAGUAAUAAUGUUUGGCAGCAAAAUUGUGUACAAAAUGUACCACAAAACCAACAAAUUCCAUCACAAAAUGUACAACAAAAUUAUCAAAUUCCACCUCAAAAUGUACAAGAGACAUCACAAAAUGUACAACAAGGUUAUCAAAUGACGUUACAGAAUGUACAAGACACAGCACAAAGUGUACAACAAAUCUAUCAAACUCCACCACAAAAUAUACAAGAAAAUUAUCAAAUUCCAUCACAAAAUGUACAAGAAACAUCACAAAAUGUACAACAAGGUUAUCAAAUGCCAUCACAUUAUGUACAAGCCCCGUCACAAAAUUAUCAAAUCCCAUCACAAAAUGUACAAGCCACUUCACAAAAUGUACAACAAAGUUAUAAUAUGCCAUCAUAUAAUGUACAAGCCCCGUCACAAUCUGUACAAGCCACAUCACAAAGUGUACAACAAACUUAUUACAUGCCAUCACAAAAUGUACAAGAUUAUCAAAUUCCAUCACAAAAUGUACAAGACAGCCAAUAUGUUGUUCAUGCUCAACAAAAUGUGACACAACCACAAUUAUUGCAGCCUAUGCCACAACCUAUGUCACAAAUAAUUCAACAGCCAAUGUCACAACCUGUUUUACAUCAAGCAUCACAACCAAUAAUCCAGGCCACAUCACAACCUGUAAUUCAAUCUGUCCCACAAGAAACAACAAAAGUUAGCUCUGUACCACACAUGUCACAACCUACUUUGUUGCCACCUCAAUACUCGCAAAGCCAACUUGCUCAAAACCAAAAUAUGGAACAAACCCAACCAAAUGUACAAAAUGUUCACCAAAUUCGACCACAAGCGAAUAUUUACACUUUGCCUUCGUCAGAAUAUCAAAUGCAAUACACAGGUCAACAAAAUAAUGAUACAUCACAACCACCACAACAAAAUGUUAGUAAAACACAAAUGAAACCAAUCGAAAAUGAAGCACAAAAUCAACAAGUCGAUAAUUUAAACGGAAAUGAAACGACUGAUCAAUCGGCGAUGGUUAAUGGUGGAAAAGGCGAUAUGGCAAAUCCUGUUAGUGACGAAAGUGGUUUACGCUAUGGAUAUCCACCACAAGUGAACGAACCAAUGAGACAAGCCUCAAUGAAGAUGAUUAGUGUUAAGGGUCGUUAAUUAAUCCCAAAUUCCCUGUCCUUGAAUUCCCAGCGCCAAAAUUUAAAGUCUCACGUUUGACAAAGGGCACAAAUAGCCUCACAGUAAAAUAAGUUUCUAGAAAAAUGUAUGCAAUAUUCCAGUGAAACCCAAGUAAUGGACGAAAAAGUCAAUUCUUCGCCAAAAUUAGAACGUCCCCGAUCUCUUUCGAUACAGCCAAGUGACGAACCGACCGAAGAUAAUAAUCAAAACGAAAAUGAUGUAGAAAGUGAGGUACUUGAAGAA
This is a messenger RNA of Tribolium castaneum (red flour beetle), 2599 nucleotides long. RefSeq names its product alpha-tubulin acetylase (gene Atat). The transcript has 11 exons. NCBI's taxonomy places the organism in Eukaryota, Metazoa, Arthropoda, Insecta, Coleoptera, Tenebrionidae. The coding region runs from base 275 to 2335 and encodes 686 amino acids. Gene Ontology annotation, molecular function: tubulin N-acetyltransferase activity. Gene Ontology annotation, cellular component: microtubule. Gene Ontology annotation, biological process: alpha-tubulin acetylation. The record is from RefSeq and is a predicted model, not a curated record.